ACGGGAAAGAGGAAGGUACGCGUCUGCAGCUGCUGUGUUUCGUCUCUAUAAAAUGCCAGGAAUGGAGGUGAAAUACAUCAGUAAAAUCGUCAUCGAUUUUGUAUUACUAUCGAUAGUGACAGGCUGCAUUUUUGUGGUGAAGAAAGUGUGGCCCCCCUUUCAAAGGGGAAUGUUUUGUGGUGACAAAUCAAUCAGCUACCCUUAUGUUGAUGAUUCAGAUGAAAAAGUGUCUGAUGCAGCCCUAUUGCUUAUUGGGGUUGUCAUGCCCAUGGGCCUGAUGUGCGUCUUAGAAUGGUUCCGUGUGCGUCGCGAAGCAGUUGGUAAGAAGGUGGUCAUGUGUGGCCGUGACCUCAACUCCUGGUUCUGGGCAGCCUACUCUGCAAUUGGACCAUUCCUCUUUGGCUGUGCAACUUCACAGCUCACCACUGACAUUGCCAAGUAUAGUGUUGGUCGCCUAAGGCCACAUUUUAUUGCAAUCUGCAAGCCAGAUUGGUCUAAGAUUAAUUGCUCUGAGCCGUUUCUGUAUGUAGACCCCAUUCCUUGCACAAGUGAUGAUGAUCACAGAAUGAAGGAAGCUCGGUUGUCCUUCCCCUCUGGGCAUGCGUCUUUCUCAGCAUAUACCAUGAUAUAUUUUGUGAUUUACCUUCAAGUUCGUUUCAAGUUCAAAACCCCCAAGUUGGUGCGGCCUUUCCUACAGUUCGUAUGCCUAAUGAUGACCUUCUACACAACUGUUUCACGUAUAUCUGACUAUAAGCACCACUGGUCGGAUGUUCUCUUUGGCUUUUUAGAGGGAGCUCUUGUUGCAGUUCUUGUUGCUCGCUUCGUAUCCGACUUGUUUCCUGAGGAACGGCACUCCACAGUCUCAAAGCGCCAGGUUGUUGCUUUACAGGAUUAUCAUGAUGGAGAAAAUGAAAAUAAUACAAUUCGCACUAAUUUAGGUGAAUGAAAUCAUCUUUGCACAAAAUGAAUUCAAAACCAUCGUACCACAAAAUACAGAAUGAAUACAUGUUCAUUCACCUAGAUAGUAGGUAAGACCAGUGUAAAAAGAGUGUUUUCCUAUUUUUGAAUAUUUUUACUUAUUAGGAAUUUUAAACCAGGUUUGAAGAAAUGCAUCUAAAGUCUGUUGAAAUAAUGUGAACACAUGCUGGUGCAUUUAAGGUGAGCUGCUGUUUAACAGUGCUUACUGCAUGGAAGUCAUUAAAUAGGAACAGGCACUGGCAGAUUGUGAUGCUUUUUAAACAUUUUGAAAAUACAUGAAGGUUUGGGUAAUUUCAUAUAUACUUAUUUAAUCAAGGAAGUACAACAGUUGGAGUACCUGAUAGCAAUUACUGUUUGCUGUUAAAUCUCCUGUACAUGUAUGUCACUGUAUUACAACUGUAUUAAAUUACAUUAAGGAUAAAUCUUCCUGUAAUGUACUCCAUCCAAUGAGGGUUUAUUUAUAUCAAAUUUAAGACCCUUUCUUUCUAGAAUGACAUCAAAAUAAAUGCUGGGUAAAUGCAUAUGAGCCUUUGAACAUCAAAUUUUUUGAUUAUUAAGUAAUGACAUUGUCUGAUUUUGAAUUUGCAUGAACAUGUACGUUUGUACAAGCAUUUGUGCAUUUGUGUAUGUGUCUAGUGUACUAGAUGCACUUUAUUCCAAACUUCAAUAUUUAUGUACAUAUUUAUGUACUCUUGUAGUAACAGUCCUUGACUGUUUUUAAAAGUGCAUACAUACAUUUGUGAAAUUGCACAUCUUUACCAAUUUCCAGUGGAUAGAUAUGUGGGAGAAUGCAUACAUGAUGGAUUAUAUGUUUGUUCUUAUGGCAAUUGCUUACUUGUUGUUACUGCUGGAUAUUAUACCACAUGUAAAGAAUGUUUGUUGUAUGGUUUAUCAUUCAUAGUUUUACCGAGUCCAAAGUAUGUGUAUAUUUGUGCACUAUCUUAUGAAAUAUCAAAAGGGAAACUGCUGUAACCUCCAUGUUUCUUAAAAUUUGCUUUUAAAGAAAGGUUUGCAAAAAAGUUCUUGCACUUUUGUGUAAAUUUUACAUGCGUGGAAGAGUUAAGCAGUGUGUUUGCAUUUGCAGCAGGUGGAGCAAAGAUCAAGUCCAUAAUAUCAAAAAUAUAACCCCUCUUAUCUGUGAGAUAUUUUCCAUGCACACAGUUUUACAGAUACAUAAUCAUUUGCAUUAAGCCUCACUUCAAAUGAUUAUGCUUGUGUAAAUUUGCGGGUGUAUUUUUCCAUAUGUCUUCUUGGAUAUUAUCUGUGUCUUCUAAAGCAUUGCAGGGUAACAUUUCUAUUCCUCAUAUUGUGAAUUGGUAUUAUAAAUGUGUGUGCAAAGGAAAUGCAUUAUGCAGAUAUGAAGUUGUCAGCAUUUUAUCAAUAGCAGCAGCAUUUAUGUUUGAAUUAGUAAUGAAUGCUGAAAAUGUGUACCUAUCUUUCAGAUGAUUGGUCUUAUUUUUUUUUUCACUCUCACUUUCCUUUCAUAUUCAGCCAUCAGUAUACAUUUAAACUGGUAUCUUGAAAAAAAUAUUAAUCCUGAAAGCUGCAUACUCUGGCGAUUAUCUGUAGGUAUUUUGUGUGCACAUUUUUUUUUUUUUUUUUUUUUUUUUUUUUUUUUUUUUUUUUUUUUUUUUUUUUUUUUUUUUUUUUUUUUUUUUUUUUUUUUUUUUUUUUUUUUUUUUUUUUUUUUUUUUUUUUUUUUUUUUUUUUUUUUUUUUUUUUUUUUUU
This is a messenger RNA of Penaeus indicus, 2706 nucleotides long. Its product is annotated as putative phosphatidate phosphatase. Gene Ontology annotation, molecular function: phosphatidate phosphatase activity. Lineage: Eukaryota; Metazoa; Arthropoda; Malacostraca; Decapoda; Penaeidae. The record is from RefSeq and is a predicted model, not a curated record. Gene Ontology annotation, cellular component: plasma membrane. The transcript has 6 exons. The coding region runs from base 53 to 946 and encodes 297 amino acids. Gene Ontology annotation, biological process: phospholipid dephosphorylation; phospholipid metabolic process; signal transduction.